GAGACACCUGAAAAUUAAUAACAAAAAAGACCUUUGGGGAUUUUUGUUCUCUAAGAAAACAGAAUUCUUCUACUUGACCAAAAUAUUCUCAUUUCCUGCAUGACUGGUCUUGAAAACUGAAUGAUCAAUAGACAGCAUGCAUUUGAAAACUGGAUUAAUAUUUUUGAUCAUUUGCCUUGCUCUCCAAGUUCAGGGAAGCAGAGAAAUUCCUAAUAAAAUAAACAGUGCUGAAGCCAAACAUCUUGCAGUCACCUCAGGGUCAGACAAAACAGAAAAAACGACAAAGCGGUCCAAGAUAUCAACCAUAAGGUGGAUAUUUGACAUGGCAAAACACCGAACAAAGAGGUCAUCCUUUUUCUCAACUGGUGUGAAAGUUUGCCCACAAGAAUCAGUGAAGCAGAUUUUAGCCAGUCACCAAGCUUACUAUAGAUUAAGAGUCUGCCAGGAAGCUGUGUGGGAAGCCUUUCGUAUUUUUCUGGAUCGGAUUCCUGAUACUUCUGAAUAUCAGAACUGGGUUACUGCCUGCCAGAGGGAAACCUUUUGCAUAUUCGACAUUGGCAAAAACUUCAGCAAUUCCCAAGAGCACCUGGAAAUAAUUCAACGGCGAGUAAAACAUAGAACCUUCCAGGAAAGGAAAGAUGAAAUAUCAGCAGAGAAAACAGGAGGCAAAAAGGUGGAAGAAAUUCCCUCCAUUUCUACAGGUUCUCCUCGCACACCCCUCUCACCUAAUGGCACAUUGCUCAAUGAAAUUUUCAAUGACACGAAGACUCCUGUGAAGGAGCUGGGAACAAAUGCGGUCCCUGAACUGCCUGUGGAGCAAAUGGUGGAAUUCAGUGUCACUCUCACUGAUCAGGAGUACACAGCUGAACUCAGUGAUCCCAAUUCCCCAGAGUACCAACAACUAGCUGCCAAAUUUCAGCUACAGAUGAAAAAAAUAUUUGAGAAACUUCCAGGAUUCAAAGAAAUCCGUGUGUUAGGAUUCAAACAGAAGAAGGAGAAAGAUGGAUCAAGCAGCACAAUAGCACGAUACGUGGUGAACUUUGAGAGAGAUGGCUCAGAAACCAAAGGCACAGCAGAUGACAUCUCGACUAUUGGAUCUAAUAAGGUUGAAAGUGAAAAAAUUCCCAUUUCUCCAGUUGAAGAGGGGGAAAUAUCAGCAGCUAAACUCACAGUAACAGACCUUCAGCAGCUGGUUGCCACUGCACUCCAUGAAGACCAGUCCCUGCCAGUGGACCUUGGAACACUUCAGUUUACUGAUGAAACUAUUAUACCACCUAGUGAUAUUGAUAAUGAUAUCCAAGGAGUGGUCACUGUUCCUCUGGCAGGCCCUGAUUUGGAGGAGCUCCCACUAGGUUAUCCCAGUCCAGCAACAGUGGAUCAAAGAGGAGAUGUAUUUGGUGAUAAAUCUACAACUGAAAGCCCUGCUCUAAGUGAAGAGAUCAGCAUCCCUGAAGAAUUUAAUAAUUUUAUUACAUCUGAACCUGAUUUUCCUACCAAACCCUCCAGAGAACCAUUUCAGGAUAGAUAUCCGCACACCCAAAUUAUUGCUACCGACCACCCAAGUUUCACAGUGCCUUUCAGUGUUCUGGGUAGCACCAGCACUCCUCCAAAAUCAGAGGAUUCCUAUUUGCCUCCCCCAGCAGAUGAUUCUGCUGGCAAAGACUUCCUCACCGAUGGCUAUGAGUCUCCAGUGGAGCUGGCUACCACAGGAAGCUUUACCACACCCGACCUCCUGCACGCCAGAGAGGCAGACAGUGAAGCUGAAGAGAAGCAAGAACUGACUGAUUUAGCAGAACCUCCUUUCGAGGAUGUCGACCAAGACAGUCCAUCAGGACAAGCAGUUAAGAUCAUGGAAGAACUAGAAUCAUCAGGUGAUGACAUUUUUGUUACAGCCAGCACUUAUGACACGUUGCCUGUCUUUACUGGUCCAAGUCAUGUCUCCACUGUGCAGCCUGGAGCUGUUAUUACAGAUGGGCUGCCAUCAAUAGCACCUCUGCCUGCAGCCACCAGCCCAUCCUACAGCCCCUCUGAGAUCAUCGAGCAGUCCCUUGAAUUACCAGAUUCCUCGGCGCCAGCCCCUGAGGGCGUUCCUGAAGGUGGCAUGGGUGAAGGGGUGCAGGACAUCACUGCCGAGCUGGAUCUCAUCGGUGCCACGAGCACAGCAGGGCUGUAUGAAGGGGAGCAGGGCAGUGGUUUUAUCUCAGUGCUGACCACUGAACCUGCAGAAACCACCCCAGCACCAGUGCUGAAGUACGUCACUACCAGCUCCAUGACAACUGCAGCCAAAGGCAAAGAGCUCGUGGUUUUCUUCAGCCUGAGGGUAACCAACAUGCACUUCUCCGAUGACCUCUUCAACAGGAGUUCGACAGAAUACAAAGCACUAGAACAACAGUUCAUGCAAUUGCUACUUCCAUACCUUCAGUCCAACCUUACCGGUUUUAAGCACUUGGAAAUUCUCAACUUCAGGAACGGAAGUGUGAUUGUGAACAGCAAAAUGAAAUUUGCCAGGACAGUGCCAUACAAUAUCACAGAAGCAGUACAUUGUGUUUUGGAAGAUUUCUGUGAUGCUGCAGCCCAACACCUCAAUUUGGAGAUUGACAGCUAUUCCCUGGAUAUUGAGCCAGCUGAUCGGGCAGACCCCUGCAAAUUCAUGGCAUGUGACAAGUUUUCUGAAUGCAUAAUGAACGAGUGGACAAAAGAGGCCGACUGCCUUUGCAAGCCUGGCUACGCCAGCCAGGAUGGGUUGCCCUGCCGGAGCCUGUGCGAGCUGGAGCCCCAUCUCUGCGUCAAUGGUGGGAAAUGUGAGCUGGUUCCAGGAAGAGGAGCUGUCUGCAGAUGUCCUGUACGUAGACACCAGCUUUACCAAGGACAGCGCUGUGCAAAAUUUGGUCCAGAACCCAUACAACCCUUCAGUUUUAAACCUCUCAUUCUUGGCUUAGGAAGCCUUGGUUUUCUUUUCAUCAUUUUAAUUAUUAAGAUAAGAAGAAAAUGCAAAAGAAACUCUAAUUUGCAAGGUCCUACUCUCAGCAGCUGCAAUUCAGAAAGUGCUGUAAGGAUUAACCCUGCUUUUGAACACGAUGAGCCCCUAUCUAGCUUUUGUCACACAGCCUGCAGUGUAAGUGCUUGUCUCAGUUCCUCAGAGAUCCUUGAUCACGAAGCAUUACAUGACCUUGAAAACACAAUUCAGCCUGGAGGUCACCAGAUGAGUUUACGAAACCAAGACUGACAAGUUAGUCUCUGGAAUUCUUCGUUUCCAGCAUCAGCCAGACAAAACCAAGGUACUCAAGAAAGAAGGCCUGCAUUAUUUAAGACUGGGCUUCAGGAUAAGUAGGAAAAAAAAAAAUCAAGGAUUCCUGAAGAUAAAAAAUUUUGGCUCUAAAAUCAGUGCACAUUAAAAAAAAAUAGUUUUGCUGAAGGAAAGCAAAUGACCACGUUGAGCAGCUAUUUGUUCAUGUCUAAAAUGCCUGGUAGGAAGUCCCCACCAUUAAGAUGCAUGCAUUAAGCUUCUGGUGCUUACACAUCUUAUUUAAGAGCUGAAUGCUAGAAACAGAUCUUACUGAGCUAUGACAUUUUUCAAUAUUGUAAGUCACAGUUGUUCUGGUAAAAAUGUCAGUGAACUUCACCGCAUUUCUAUGCCCCUUCAUUAACCUUCCUUACACACACUGAUGCAAAUGGUGAAUGGAAAUAACCAUUGUCAUUGACCAAAGGCCACAUAAAAAGCAUUUGGGAACUUCUUCAUUCUCUCCCUGCAAUGCUCACAUUGCAAAUCACACAAGUUGGAUUUAAUUUUUCAAGGGUUUCUGUGAACAUCAGAUACCUAUUUUUCUGUUAAUAAACACUUCUUUUUACAUAUGUACAUAUACACUUAGCUGUUUAAUUUCUGGUGAUUGUGACACUGUCGGGUUAUCCUAAGACUUCAAACUUUUUGCUAAGGCAUGAUAUGUGGAGUUUCAGCUUUUCAGAUAAUGAGAUUUAAAUUCACAAGCACCCUCCUGGUAGUGAGUAGAUUAGAACUGCACACGAGCACCUAUGCUUUAGACUCAGUAUACACACAAAUAAUUUUGAGAGGUUACUGUUAGUUUUUGUAGAAGAAAUCUAAACAAACAAUGGGUGGCCAUUAAGUACUUUGUAGGCAUAUUAAUUUAUGCACUAUGAAUCCACAAUCCUGAUUCAAGUAUGAGCAUCAUUUUAUCUUGAGUAUUUUUUUCUUGAGAAUUUAUCUCUAUUUAUAUUCUGUACCAGUGUUGUGUUCAGGCACUGGUUUGCUGCUUGGUGCACACCAGAAGUCGUACUUACAGCUCAAACUGAGCUUCUACAAAGUUCAUGACUAUCCUGGAUGACAACAUCCUCAUUCAGAUGUGAAACUUUUGUGUAUUCAGGACAGCAGCUGAUUUUAGUGACAAUUCUUACUUUGCACUGUGCAGUUACCACAGCAAAGACUGAACUUUAGUUUACCUUCCCAAGUCCACUCAAAAGAACUGUUUACAAAUUCCAAACAACUGCAUGGAUUUGCCUGCAAAACCACCAGAACUGGUGACUGUGUACGAAUGAAGGCAAUGCACCAAGAAUACAAGGUUGAGUUUUUACAGCUGAAAUAGUAUUUUUACUUACUUUACUUAAGUAGGAAAGAAAAAUAAAGAAGAAACCUAAAAUGUGGUUUUACACAGUAACACUUCAGAAGAAAAUGACUUUAAAAAUACUUUUUGCAGGGCACUGGAAGUCAUCCUUGCCUACAAAUGCUAGCUUUUCACUAUUGCUCACGUAAGCUAAGAAUGCAUUAAGAAUGCUGAUAGCAUUCCAUUUUUUUCCAUUACAAAUGUAUUUUUGUAUGUGUUUAGUGUAUUUCCACCUAUACUAGUUAUCAUUAGCCAGAUUAAAAAAUAAGUAAUUUUAAAAUGUGUAUUAUAACAAUGAUUAUUCAUGAUUGUAUUUAUCACUCUCAACUAUUAAUUACCAAAUAUAUUUGCUGGAGGUAAACCUUUUGUAUUUCAAUAAAACACAAUAAAACUAUUUACUUGAAAAUUUCA
This is a messenger RNA of Corvus hawaiiensis (hawaiian crow), 5027 nucleotides long. It is a transcript of the gene IMPG1, whose product is annotated as interphotoreceptor matrix proteoglycan 1. The record is from RefSeq and is a predicted model, not a curated record. The transcript is spliced from 19 exons. Lineage: Eukaryota; Metazoa; Chordata; Aves; Passeriformes; Corvidae. Gene Ontology annotation, biological process: visual perception. The coding region runs from base 137 to 3226 and encodes 1029 amino acids.